Molecule: messenger RNA, 5048 nt
Organism: Solea senegalensis (Senegalese sole)
Lineage: Eukaryota; Metazoa; Chordata; Actinopteri; Pleuronectiformes; Soleidae
Gene: gon4la
Product: gon-4 like a
Exons: 26
Coding region: 604-4404 (1266 amino acids)
Biological process (GO): regulation of DNA-templated transcription
Cellular component (GO): nucleus
Molecular function (GO): transcription coregulator activity
Source: RefSeq, a predicted model, not a curated record
GCCGGAAGUACAGUGUGGGAUCGUUGUGGCGGGUAAGUGAACGAUCUUUGUACCAAUGUUCUGUCUUUAAACCAGGUCUGGUGAGGAUUUACUGCUCUGAGACCGCGGACUCAACCGGAACCGGAACCGGGACCCGGUUCUUUUUUGCUAAUGUUAGCUGCUAACAGCAGAGCCGGGCAGUGUUAGCAUGGUUAGCUGUUAGCAGCAGAGAGGAGACAGUGAAGACACGGACACACCGGUGAGCCGGGACUGAGGACACGGAAACACCGGUGAACCGGGACUGAGGACACGGACACACCGGCGAACCGGGACUGAGGACACGGACUCACCGGCGAACCGGGACUGAGGACACGGACAGACCGGUGAACCGGGACUGAGGACAGCACACAACAGUGAACCGGGACUGAGGACACGGACUCACCGGGUAACCGGGACUGAGGACACGGACACACCUGAGGAAAAGCAGUUAACCCAGUAUACUUUAUUUAAAAUGUAAACGGUGACACCGUGACAACAAUAAUCUUUAUUCAUUUAAUAUCAGAAACUUUAUUACCGUAAUUGCGGUUCGUUUAACUGUGAGGUCAGAGGUCAUGGUCGUCCACAAUGAACCCAGCUCGCAAACGCCUCAAACUCAGCCCGCCCUCACCAAACCCUGCCCCCUCCUCCACCUGCAGUCAGGGGGCGCUGCCAUCCAGCUCUCACCUCCUUUCCCAUCAUGCUUUGCUGCGAGGUGAAGCUGAGGAGGAAGAGGAGGAGGAGGAGGAGGAAGGUUAUCUUCUGGUGGAGGAAGAUACGACUGACUCCAGCCUCAUCAUCACCAUGGAGGACAGUCAGCUGGAGGUGAAGGCAGCGAGGAGGAGAACAGUGAGGAGGAGGAGGAGGGGCAAACUGAUGGGAGAGGAGGAAGAUGAGCAGGUGGGCGGAGCCUCAGAGAGCGACGAAAAGGAGGAGGUGGAGAUUGACAGACGGCUCGAUCAAUCGCUGGCGACAAAGUCUAAGCAACAUAAUCUGACCACAGUGAACGUGAAGAACAUCAUCCACGAGGUCAUCACUAACGAACAUGUGGUGGCGAUGAUGAAAGCUGCCAUCAACGAGACAGAGGCUGUUCCUGCAUUUGAGCCUAAAAUGACUCGGUCUAAGUUUAAAGAGGUGGUGGAGAAAGGAGUGGUGAUUCCUGCCUGGAACAUCUCUCCCAUCAAGAAAACCAGUGACAUUAACAAGCCUCCUCAGUUUGUUGACAUCCCUCUGGCUGAAGAAGACUCCUCUGAUGAAGAAUAUCGUCCUGAUGAGGAAGACGACGAUGAGACGGCUGAAGAUACGUUCCAGGAGAGCGACAUGGAGAGCACAGCUUCUUCUCCCAGAGGAAGUCGUCUGAGCAGAGGGGACGAGGACAGCUGCAGUCCCUGGCAGACUUCUCAUAGUCGAUCCAGGACUUUGAAGGGGAGGUUUGUCUCCAUGGGCCCUCCCCCUCCCCCCAAAGCACUGCCUCCCAAAGCAGUGACUGACAGCACCUUUCUGGAGAAACUUCAUGCUGUGGAGGAGGAGCUGGCUGUGUGUAUGGAACCAUAUCAGCCUUUGUCGGAGUCGGAGGACGAAGUUGGUCUCAUGGCGUACCGGACUCGGUCCAAGCGUCCCCUGCGUGAUGUCCCCCUGGGCAGACUGGAGGCGGAGCUCCGAGCUCCUGAUAUCACACCCGACAUGUACGAUUCCAGCUCCGCCCUCGAGGACAGGGAUUGGACUGAUUGGCUGAGAGGACUGAUGACCACAGACGUAGACAACGAAGAGGAAGGUGAUGAUGAUGAUGACCCUGAAUACAACUUCCUGGCCGACAUCGAUGAACCUGACCUGGAGGAUUACCGUGACGACAAGGCUGUCCGCAUCACCAAGAAGGAGGUGAAUCAGCUGAUGGAGGAGCUGUUUGAAACGUUAAAAGAAGACCUUACAGGACAGGAAGUGGAUGAUGAAGGCCACGAGGAAGAGGAGGAGACACAGGAGGACAAAAACAGUCAUGAGACACAACACACGUCUCAGGAACACAACACAGCGCUGAGUGACAGCGAGGAGCAUGAACCAAUCACAGAGCUGCGUACAGUGAAGCAGAAGUUGUCCUGGAUCAGGAAGAGACGACACACACAUGCACUGUGUGACACACACACACCUGAACCACACACACUGAAGCUGGAUGCCACACAGAAGAGACACCUGCAGCAGCAGCUACAACAGCACGUCCAGUUGUUGACUCAAAUUCACCUGUUAACUUCACCUGUGUCCAAACUUCAGAGUGAAGCAGAGACCACCAGACAGUUCCUGGUGGAGUUGGACGUCCUGGCUCUCAGGACAGAGCUCCUCAUGUCCUCACUUUGUCCUGGUUUCUGCAGCAGCUUCAGGUCGUCAAACCUGCAGGGGGCGCUGCAGCUGCUGGACGAGCUCAGGCUGAGUCCCAUCAGCUACCAGACCAGGCUCCACCCACCUGACGCCAGAGGACACAUGCGUGUUCACCCUGUCAUGCCUCCUGAACUUGCCUGGAUCUUCUCCACCCGUCCGGUCUUUCUUUACCCGGAGCUACUGCCGUGUGCCAGUCUGGACCCGGCUCUGUACUGCCCCCGCAGGAUAGCAGCUUUCACUGCAGCUGAGGACUGCCUCCUGGUCCUGGGUCUCAGGAACAUGGACAAGUCAUGUGACCCACCAAAGCUGGUGUCUCAGUUCCUGUUGAGGAAGACUCUGGUCCAGGUGAGGCGAAGAAUCCUGCAGUGCUGCAGACCUGGUGUCCCCGACAACAUCGUCAAGGUGUUCAGGUACCAGCGAGUGUUGUGGCCGAUGCCUGUAGCUUGUCGUCCCCUCAGUCCUGGAGAGCGGCGCCCCCCAGUGGAGAGAGAGGACAGUAUCAUGCCGAUGUGGCUGGUUCGAAGCCUUCCUGUCAUCUAUCCAACUAUUAAACGCUACAACGCCCCUCCUGGCUCCGCCCCUGAGGCCCCUCCCACCUGCAAGUUGACUCGCCCCCGUCAGAGUCACUACACUUUCCUUCGCUCCGCCUCCAGCUACAGUUUCCCUCCCGGGACAAAGUAUCCGCCCCGUCUCCCCAAACACCUCGACUUCAAACGCAUUGGGUUUGUUGUUCUGCAGCAGCCCCUCCCACCUCCUUCCACUGACUCCUCCCCACUGGUGUCAGGUGGUGACAUCAUCAUCACCUCCACCAUCUCCUUGGCAACCACAGAGCAAAUCAAAAGUCACUAUCAGACGCUCGUGGGCCUGAGGAGGAAAAACAAACCCUCCAUGAACGGAGGAGGAGCCAGGAGUGCCACGGAGACAUUGGCUCCUCCCCCUCCUCCUGAAGGCCCUCCCUCCUCUCAGCUGGUGGAGGAAGACGAUGACAUCAGCACAAAUGAUGAAGAGGGAGAAGAGGAGGAGAGCGAGGUUCUUCUGGCUCUGUCCGAAUCAUCGUCCAGCACCGAUGACAACCACCUGAGCGACCGCGAGGAGGUGGAGUCUGAGCGUGAAGAGGGAGGGGCGACCAGCCGCUCUGACGUUCAGCUGCAGGAGAAACUGUUGUCAGGAGGAAGUGAGGAGGAGGAGCCUGAGGUGGAGGAGGAGCCUGAGGAAGAUGAUCAGCGGCAGUCGGACGAUGAGGCGUUUGCUCGGGAUUAUCUUCACAGAGUGUGUGAAGCAGUGGAGGCGUGUCCAGGCGUCGCCCAGCAGCUGCUUCAGGUCCUGGAUCAAGUCUCUGCGGGGGCUGCGGGGGCGGUGGGGGCGGACCUUCUGUACGACAGACUGAGGCAUCUCCUGCGUCCGUGGCCUCAGCUGCUCAGAGACUUUGCCGCCUUCCUGAACUGUGAGCAGGCGCAGAGCUGUGGACUGCUGAUGGAGCAGCAGCUGUUUGAAAGCAGCCGCCGGUUUCUACGGCAACUGGGUCAGAGUCUGGGAAAAAGCUCGUCCCUGUACCAACAGGUGGUGUCGUUGCUGCAAGAAAGCCCCACCCUCUCGCCUACAGACAUGGAGAAGAUCUCGACUCUGCUUAAGCUCCACCCCCACCUGCACCAACUUUUCCAGCAGCUCCACCCUGCCUCGUUACCCGCAGCAACAGAGGGGGACUCGGUUUCCCAGAAUCCUCUUGACAAGAACAGAAAGAGAGUUGGUCAUUGGGCUCCUGAACAGAAUGAGACAGGAAGUGGCAGAGAGGAAGAGGAGGAGCCAAACGAAAAAGUGGUGGUCUGGACUCGCGAGGCAGACCGUGCCAUUCUGACGGCCUGUCAGCAGAGAGGAGCCAAUAGGGAGACGUUCACACAGGUCUCCGCCCACCUGGGAAAUAGGACUGCCCAGCAGGUGAGUCUGCGAUUCCACGAUCUGAUGAGUCUUUUCCAGAAGUCCACUUCCUGUUCCUCAGGGGGUCAACAGCCAAUCAGCUGACAGGAAGCUGUCUGAUCCAGAACUGGAUUAAACUGGACAGCUCAGAAUAUUUGGCCUUGAAUCCGUUUUAUUGAGUUAGUUAUUCCCGAGUUCUCAGAGGUUUGUGUCCGAAGAUGAUGCAUUCCAUUAACAUUGGAAGUUGGAGGUCGGAACUGGGAGUGACGCUGACUGCGUUGUUGAAAAUAUUCUGCGAUCGUAAACAAGACUUUUAUCCUGGAUUUUUCAGAAUGGUCUUCAGAGCUCAUGAUGGUUUGUAUUUUUAUAGUCGUUAUUAUUUAUUUGAUGUACAUUACCUCAGUCAGACUCCACCCACAGGGGGGUUGUGGGCGGAGUCUCUGUCAUUUUCCACCAGUGAAUGAAGAAUGAAAAUCCCUGCGAUAACUUAAAAAAAUCAAUGUGACUUUAAAAAAAAAAAUGCUCCAACCAACAAUAAAUCAGAGUUACACUUGUUUUGGAGAUUUCCCAGAAUGCAUCUGGAUUAAACCAUGUCCUGUGAAGGUUUUAUAGAAAAUGUAUUCACACUGAAUAUGAAUACAUGAAUGUUUGUUUCAUUUUCCAUGUUUUUAAAAAACAGGAAUUGAAUUUUUCUUUGUAAAAUUGUUUAUUUUCUGAUGUCAUUAAAGUGAUCCUUCAUAUAAAAUGAA